Molecule: messenger RNA, 2187 nt
Organism: Triticum turgidum subsp. durum (durum wheat)
Lineage: Eukaryota; Viridiplantae; Streptophyta; Magnoliopsida; Poales; Poaceae
Source: the annotation of a GenBank genome assembly
AUGGCGCUCGAGCUACUGGUAGUUGUUGCAGUCAUGUUGCACCUAGCCUCUACAUCAGCGCAGCCUGGCCCCGGAUGCCAAACGCGAUGUGGUGACGUCGACAUCCCUUACCCAUUCGGCAUUGGUGCUGGCUGUGCUAUGGAAGGCUUCGAGAUCAUUUGCCCGAGGACUGCCGAUGGAAUCGCCAAGCCGUUCAUGGUGAUUGAGAACGUGGAGGUUCUGGACAUCUCGGUGCCCCAUGGUCAAAUCCGAGUUUCCACGCCCGUCUCAACAUACUGCUACAAUACAAGUACAAGAUCAAUGGAACAGAAUGCUUGGUCCCUUGACUUCUCGGGAAGUCCGUACCGCUUCUCCCAUGUACACAACAUGCUCAUAGUUAUUGGCUGCAACACGCUUGCAUACAUCAAUGACUUCAGAAGCACUACAAGAUACACGACAGCGUGCGCAGCGGUGUGUGAGAGCCCGGCAGCCCUGACAAACGGUUCUUGUGUUGGUGCAGGCUGCUGCCAAAAUGAUAUACCAAAGGGUUUAAGGAGCUAUAGAUUCAGUUUCUUUGAUGUUUAUGAUGAUUCCAAUGCUACGCUUUUCAACCAAUGCAGCUAUGCUGCCGUGGUGGAGACACAGAUAUUUAGUUUCAGCUCGGAGUACAUAACCACUACAAGGUUCAAUGAUACCGAAAAGGGGCAGAAGCCGCUGGUGCUGGACUGGGCGAUUGGAAAUGCAACGUGUGAAAUGGCGAGAGACAUGCCUUCUUACGCGUGCCAUAGCAGGAAUAGCAUGUGUGUGGACUCAACCAACGACCCAGGUUAUAUAUGCAACUGCGCCGACGGAUAUGAAGGGAACCCUUACCUCUUUGACGGAUGCAGAGAUGCCAAUGAAUGUGAGAAGAAUUCAAGUAUAUGCCCAAAGUCUACAACAUGCCACAACACUAUAGGAGGGUAUCGCUGUUCAUGUCCUCCAGGCAGAAAGUUCGUAAUGGAAACAAAAUCUUGUAACCCAGACAUCACCCUAAUCAUAGGCAUUAGCAUUGGCGCUGUCGUUCUGGUGAUUAUCAUCUACUGCAUACAUGUAAUAUUUGAGAGAAGAAAGCUUGCGAACGUCAAAAAUCAGUAUUUUCAGCAGCACGGAGGGAUGCUAUUGUUUGAGAAGAUGAAAUCAGAUCAGGGACUUUCAUUUACAGUGUUUAGUGAAGCAGAACUGGAACAAGCAACAAAUAAAUUUGACAAAAGCCAGAUUCUUGGACAUGGAGGCCAUGGCACUGUGUACAAGGGAAUAAUUAAGGAUAUCACUCCAGUGGCAAUUAAAAGGUGUGCAUUGGUUGAUGAUAGGCAGAAGAAGGAAUUCGGCAAAGAAAUACUGAUUCUUUCCCAGAUCAAUCACAAGAACAUUGUCAAGCUAUUGGGGUGUUGCCUUGAGGUGGAAGUCCCCAUGCUAGUAUAUGAGUUCAUCCCAAAAGGAACAUUUUUCGAUCUUAUUCAUGGCAAGAGCCGGAAACUGCACCUCUCUUUCAGUUCUCUUCUAAGGAUCGUCAAUGAGGCAGCUGAGGGGCUUGCAUUUUUACAUACCUAUGCAAACCCACCAAUUUUACAUGGUGAUGUGAAAACCUCUAACAUCCUUCUUGAUGAGAAUUACAUGGCAAAGGUAUCAGAUUUUGGGGCAUCUAUAUUAGCACCAACUGACAACGCUCAGUUCGUCACAAUGGUUCAAGGGACAUGUGGUUAUCUGGACCCUGAGUAUAUGCAGACAUGUUGCUUGACAGAUAAAAGCGAUGUUUAUAGCUUUGGCGUUGUUCUUCUGGAGAUCUUAACUGGGCAGGUACCACUGAAACUCGAUGGUCCUGAGGUACACCGGAGCCUGUCGUCAAGUUUCCUACUGGCUAUGAAGGGGAACAAUCUUGAUAAUAUGCUCGACAAUCAAAUAAAAGGUCAUGAGGACAUGGAGUUGGUUGUAGGGGUAGCAGAGCUAGCUAAGCAAUGCUUGGAAAUGUGCGGUGACAAUAGGCCCUCGAUGAAAGAGGUGUCUGAGGAGCUUAGCAGAUUAAGGAAACUUUCGAAACAUCCUCCGAUACAGCGUGAUACCAAGACGGAUAGCUUUCUCAGUGUAAUUGAAAGAGAACAAAGUUCUGAGUACACAGAGAAGGAUGAAAGAAUGCACAUAAAUCCAAGCAGUUUUUAUUUUAUGAGGUGA